UGGAAGAUUUGCCCUUUCUUUUUAACAGAUGCUUGCUCUUUCCUCAAUUGACCUUGUUUGAUUAUUAACAAAAGUGGGAAACUUCCAUCUUUCUAUUUUGGUAUAAGAAGUCGUAUGAAAAUAUAAAGUAAAGAUUGAAUUGAACUUUGUACAAGCAGAAAACAAAGAUUGCUCUUCUCCUGUCUUAGUCCACCGCCAGAAGCAGGCGUAUGGGCCAGUGGGCCGGACAAGCUCACGUAAUUGCCAAGUGACCUCCUCAAGUGUCGUUCUGGCUUCCACGUCCACCUCUCAAAGCUCCAAAGCCAAGCAUUAUCGUUAUCGACCAGAAUCAUCAUCCCCAAACCAGCCGUAUUUCCAUCUCUCAACCUAGCAAAUGGGAUCAACUCAAGGCAUUGAGCUGAUCAAUCUGGCAAUCCAGAAACUCAUACAAGAAAAGAGGAUCAGACAUACCUCUGCCUCUGCAGAUCAACUCUCGGAAGAAGACGAGGACGACCAGCUUCUCACCAGAUUGCUUUCCCAGUUGGAAUCAUUAAGAGGGGAUAGCACGCUCAAUUGCAAGCAAUCUGAAGGAUCAAUUUUACUAGAGGAGGUGACUUCUCCGAUGGUUGAUGAAGCAGAGGCAAAACGUGAAAAUGGCAGCCGAGUGGAAUGUGGAUGCGGGGAGAUCGGUGCAGAAGAGAUAGUGAAAGAGCUUAGAGCGAUUCAGAGGCAGAAUACUGUGACUCAUUGCCUUCUUUCAGUGAUGAUUGUUGUCACUCUAGUCUGGCAACUCUCUGAGGUGUCCCUGUUUCUCAAAGUCAAAAAUGGUUUCAGCCACCCUUUUAGAUCAUUUGGAAGUAUGCUCCUGAGAAUGCUGCCAAACCCUACUCCUGGGAUUAAUAUGCAAGACGCAGACAACAAUUCCUCAUCUACAAAAACCCACCACAAUCACCCUCUUGACCCUUCGCUUCCCUCCGUCAGAAUGCCCGAGCUUCCUCACUUAGAGUUUCCACAUUUGGGACAAAGCACAAGCAGUGAAGGGCACUGACCCAUCGUCUUGUCCUGACUUUGAAGCUGAUCUUUUAGCAAUUACAAAGUUUUUGUCUGGUUCUUAUCGGUCGCCAAGUAAAGGAGAGUGAAAUGUGAACUUGUAUUUUUUGUUUACCUCUUGUUCUGUUGAACCGUUCGUAGAAGUGUUAUAAUAAUACUAAAUUCAAUUUGCGACCGCGGAAUAUUUUUGGGAAACAGAUUGCAUACUUUGCACAGGAGGAAUCUAAUUUCAUUGAAUCA
Messenger RNA from Theobroma cacao (cacao), 1269 nucleotides. RefSeq lists its product as uncharacterized. NCBI's taxonomy places the organism in Eukaryota, Viridiplantae, Streptophyta, Magnoliopsida, Malvales, Malvaceae. The record is from RefSeq and is a predicted model, not a curated record.